AUGGACUUUCUCAAUGGCAGUGGCCAUGAAGACUUCAUCAUGGUGGCCUUCUCUGACCAGCCCCACCUGGAGAAGAUUCUCUUUGUGAUAGUUCUGGUCUCCUAUCUCCUGACUCUGGUGGGAAACACCAUCAUUAUUCUGAUCUCUUCUGUAGACCCCAAACUGAAGACACCCAUGUACUUCUUCCUUACUCAACUCUCCCUAGUUGAUAUUUGCUUUACCACCAGUAUUGUCCCCCAACUGCUGUGGAAUCUCAAAGGUGGCAAAGCCAUCACAGUCCCCGGCUGUGCUGUCCAGCUCUAUGCCGCCCUGGGGUCAGGCUCCACCGAGUGUGUUCUCCUGGCUGUCAUGGCCUUUGAUCGCUAUGCAGCGGUGUGCAAACCUCUUCACUAUGCAACUGUGAUGAACCCACGGGUGUGCAAGGCUCUUGCAGGGAUUUCUUGGCUGUGUGGUGCUGGAAAUGCUCUCAUUCAAGGUACCAUCACCCUCCAGUUGCCUCGCUGUGGACAUCGCUAUAUCUAUAAUUUCUUCUGUGAGGUACCCUCCAUGAUAAAGCUUGCCUGUGUGGACACCCAUUCCAAUGAGGUCCAAGUAUUCUUUGCUGCAUUGGUGUUGCUCAUUUUGCCCUUAACGCUGAUACUGAUUUCUUAUGGAUUUAUUGUCAAGGCAGUUGUGAGGAUCAAGUCAGUCCAGGCCUGGCGCAAGGCCCUGGGGACUUGUGGAUCCCACUUGAUGGUGGUUUCCCUUUUCUAUGGAACCGUCAUAGCUAUCUAUGCCAGGCCCAACAGCUCUUAUGCCCAGACACAUGGGAAAUUUAUUUCCUUGUUCUAUACGGUGGUGACACCAACCCUCAAUCCCCUUAUUUACACAUUGAGGAAUAAAGAUGUGAAAAGAGCUGUAGGAAGACUAUUUCGUAGAAGUCCAGAUUCAUAA
This is a messenger RNA of Suncus etruscus (white-toothed pygmy shrew), 933 nucleotides long. Its product is annotated as olfactory receptor 2G3-like. Gene Ontology annotation, molecular function: olfactory receptor activity; G protein-coupled receptor activity. The coding region runs from base 1 to 933 and encodes 310 amino acids. Gene Ontology annotation, cellular component: membrane. Gene Ontology annotation, biological process: G protein-coupled receptor signaling pathway. The record is from RefSeq and is a predicted model, not a curated record. Lineage: Eukaryota; Metazoa; Chordata; Mammalia; Eulipotyphla; Soricidae. The transcript has a single exon.